Messenger RNA from Colletotrichum acutatum, 609 nucleotides. RefSeq lists its product as uncharacterized. The coding region runs from base 1 to 609 and encodes 202 amino acids. NCBI's taxonomy places the organism in Eukaryota, Fungi, Ascomycota, Sordariomycetes, Glomerellales, Glomerellaceae. The transcript has 3 exons. The record is from RefSeq and is a predicted model, not a curated record.
AUGCGGUCAUUAGAACGGGUCGAGAACAAAUUGGAAAGCGUUCUCUCGGUCGCUUCCUUGGCUACGACACCAUCACACCGUCAUACAAAUAGUCGUUCAAGGGUUCUGUGGCCCGGUAGAACUUGUGGCUUUGAAGGUUCUUGUCCAGAUGUUCUUUAUCAACUCGUGCGACAAGGCACGAGCGUGAUGCUGGAUCAAUCGGAGUCGAUCAUUGACUUUACGUAUCAAGGUAAUCUCUCAACUUGUGAGUUGUAUGACUCUUUCGUUAGCCAGCUCACAAGAAGCGAAGGUUCUUGUCAGAUCUUCUCAUUCCUGAACACUAAAUGCGUCGACCUUAUUUUGGGUGACCACAGCUUCAGCACUGCAUCCAAAGAGUUGUUGAAGCAAGUUGGCAAGCCGCGCUUCACGAUGUCGCUGCCACCGACGGCUGUUCCGAGCAAUUUAAGACAUGCUUGCCUUGAAAGUUUUAUCUCAGAGUCAACUAGCGCAUGUGGCAUGUUCCAGUUGGGCGAAAUUAUUGCAAUCUUCCACGAGUAUGAUCACAAACGUAUCUCACCUUCACCAAAGAAGGGAUUGCCUCUUCGGAACGCUGCCUGCACACCGCGCUAA